Dentiscutata erythropus is the source of this 4451-nucleotide messenger RNA. The record is from the annotation of a GenBank genome assembly. Lineage: Eukaryota; Fungi; Glomeromycota; Glomeromycetes; Diversisporales; Gigasporaceae.
GAUGUAUUCUGGAAGAUGGUAAAAUUGUUUAUUUAGGAAGGUUUGACCGUCAAGUGAAGCUUCGUGGAUUUAGAAUCGAGCUUUCUGAAGUUGAAGCAAUAAUUUUGAGUAAAUGUCCAGAGAUUUGUCGUGCAUCAGUUCAAGUUAAUGAAGAAAAAGAGUCAUUGGUCGCAUUUGUUAUGCCAAAAGAUAUAGAUCAUAAAGCAAUUAGAAAUAAAUUAAACAAGACAAUGGCAAAAUUUCAAGUUCCGGAUAUUAUUCCAGUUGCAAAUUUGCCCUGCACGCAUAAUGGAAAGACAGAUCAUGCUAAAGUUAAGAGCAAUAUGCCUGAAUUACUCAAGAAAGUUAUCGUAUCUGAAGUUUCAAGACCUCAACAUAAAAAUUCUAAAGUCUCACUUGUUUCGCAUCUACAAGCUCUAUGGCAGGAUGUCCUUGCUUUGGAUGAAAAACCUGAUGUUAACACUAAUUUCUUUGACCUUGGUGGUCACUCUCUUUUAUUAUUACAAUUACAAAAGAAAAUUCAACAACAAAUUUCAUCGGUUGACCUUGUUGACCUUUUCCAAAAUCCAACUAUUAAAUCUAUGGCGAAUCUUCUUAUGCCUAAAGAUCAAUCUUUAGAUUUGGAUAAUUCUAUAACUGCGCUUAAUAAUGAUCAAGUAAUAUCAUCAAAUGAAAUAGCAAUUAUAGGCAUGGUUGGGUGUUUCCCUGGAGCUGAUUCAGUUGAUGAAUUAUGGAAGAUGAUAAAAACUGGGCAGCAUGGGAUUCACACAUUUACAAACAAAGAGCUUGAUGAGAUGAAUACAAAAAAUCGUAAUGAUCCUCAUUAUGUACCAAAAUGUGGAGUACUUUCAAAUAUUGACAAAUUUGAUGCUGAGUUCUUUAAAAUUAGCCAACAAGAAGCAGUUUCAAUGGAUCCGCAGCAACGUUUACUAUUAGAAAAAAGUGUACAAGCUUUAGAUGAAGCAGGAAUAAAUCCACAGUAUGAAAAAGGACGAAUUGGGGUAUUUGUUGCAAUUGAAAAUAGUACAUAUAAGAAUUAUUCAUGUAAUGAUGAAAAUGAUCCUGCAAAAGAAUAUAGUAAUAACAUUAAUACCUCAUCUGGAAGCGCAGCAACAAGAAUUGCAUACCAUCUAAAUCUUAAAGGACCGGCAUUUUCUCUUAAUUCCGCUUGUUCAAGUUCUUUAGCAGCAUUAAAAACAGCAUGGAACAGUAUUCGAUGUGGUGAUUGUGACGUGGCUAUAGUUGGUGCUGCCUCCAUUAGAUUGCCGCAAUCUGGUUAUGUAGCACAACCAGGUCUUAUUUUUUCGGCAAAUGGAAUAUGUCGUCCAUUUGAUCAUAAUUCUGAUGGAACUAUUCUUGGAAAUUCCGUGUCAGUUAUUGUUUUAAAACGAUUAUCUAGUGCAAUUUCUGAUCAAAAUCCAAUUUCUGCUAUUAUCAAAUCAAUUGAGCUAAAUAAUGAUGGAAAUAAUAAGAUUGGUUAUACAGCACCAAGCGUAGAUGGGCAAUAUGAAGUGAUUAAAAAAGCUAUUCAAUCUGCUAAUCUUCUUCCUGCUGACAUUAAUUUUAUUGAAGCUCAUGGAACUGCUACUAAACUUGGUGAUCCAAUUGAAAUUAAAGCUCUUACAAAAGUAUUUACUGAACUCUCUUCAACAACUAAGAAGCAAUGUGCUAUAUCUUCUGUGAAAUCAAACAUUGGUCACUGUAAUGUUGCAGCUGGAUUCGCCGGAUUAAUAAAGACCGUUAAAGCAUUAGAGGACCGUGUUAUACCACCUAUGGCAAAAGGUCAUUUUGAAAAAGUUAAUCCAUUAAUAAACUUCUCGCCCGGUCCAUUUUAUAUUGCUUCUGAGUUACAAGAAUUCAAUAAGACAGAAACAAUGUAUGCAGGAGUGAGCUCAUUUGGUAUUGGUGGAACGAAUGGGCAUUGUAUUUUAGCAGAAUACAAAAAGGAGAAUUUCGAUUUUAAAGAUAAAACGACUGAGAAUACAAAGAACAUUAGAGUUAUACUACCUUUUUCAGCAAAAUCUAUCAACAGUUUAAAUAAUAUUAAGAAGGAAUUUAAGAAUUAUCUCGAAGAUUAUGACUUAACAGCAUGUAAUUUGUAUAAUUUAUGCAAUAUUGCAAGAACUCUUCAAAUCGGUAGAGCUCAAUAUGAAUUCCAUAGUAUGAUAACUGCCACAUCGAUUUCUGACGCAAUAAACCAACUUGAACAAAUAAAAUCAACAGUACAUGUCACAUCUCCUAAAGAAAAUAUAAUUUUCGUAGUACCUGGACAAGGUAGCCAUUCUAUUUCAAUCCAUCGUCAAAUUUACAAAUCGUCAAUGUUAUACCAAAAAAGGUUUAAGGAAUGUGCAAAUAUUUUGCGUCAAUAUGAUUCCACAGUACCAGAUCUUACCAGUUAUUUGGAAAAGGAUAUUUAUGAUAUAACAUACGAUCCUUUAUUAAUUUUUAUUUCAAGUUACAUAUCAGCUGAAAUUCUCCGAUCUGUUUUCAAUGUACAAAUUUCCGGAAUUGUUGGGCAUAGUCUAGGACAAUAUGUAGCUGCUACUCUUGCUGGGGUAUUUUCACUUGAAAUAGCUUUAGGGAUUGUAUUAAAAAGAACACAAAUUAUGCAGAAAAUGGAAAAGGGUUCAAUGUUAGCUACUAAUUUAAAAGGUAAACUUGCAGACAAAUUUAUAAAGACAGGGAAAAUAUCUUUAGCGGCAAUUAAUGAGCAAAGCCAAUGUAUAUUCUCCGGAAGAUCUAAAGAUAUUGAAGAAUUAGCUAUAAUUCUUGAAAUCCAAGAUUAUAAAGUCAAAAUUCUUAAUGGAGCAUAUGGAUUUCAUUCGCAUCUAACAGAUUCUAUUUUAGAUGAAUUUGAAAUAAAAAUUUCUUCAUUACUUGAUAAAGCAUUCCAACAAAGUACUUUUGCGAUUAUUCCUUUUAUUUCAAAUGCUACUGGAGAAUGGGCUAAUGUUGAAGAUGUGUAUACAACAAAAUUUUGGAGAGAACAUUUACGAAAAACUGUCCAAUUUGAAUCUGGAAUAAAAACUAUUAAUUCAACAUUUACAAAUUCAAUAUUUGUUAAUGUUGGAAUUGGAACCGUUACAAAAAUAAUUGGAAAUUGCUGGAACAAUGGAAUAGAAAUUAAUUGGCAUAAUUACUAUAAGCAUAUUUGUCCUUUGAUGACAAAAACUCAACUUAUCCAAUUGCCUGGAUAUUCAUUUAAUCAUAAUUGUAGUUACUGGGUCCAGCAAGAUCAUCAGAAACCAUUAGCGUUAGUAGAAACUAUUACUGAUAGUUUUGCGUCUAAUGAAAUAGAUCAACAGCCACUUAUAAAAUAUAACAAUUCGUCCACAAUUGAAGGCAGAGUAAUUCUUUGUUUUAAGAAUACUCUUGGUUUGAAAAAUAUCGAUAUUAAUAGUAACUUUUUCGAUUGUGGUGGUAACUCUCUUUUAGCAAUAUCAUUAAUCAGUUUAUUAAACAAAGAAUUUAAUAUUGGACUUUUAUCACCAAAAAUUCUGUUCAAUUCUCCAACACCUCUUGAUUUAACCAAUCAUAUUAAAAACAUUUUAAGCACAAAUAUUUCGCCUACAAUUAAUAAUAGCUUCAAUAAAUCAACAUCAAUAACAAAACUCAAUCACGGGUGCAAAACUUUUAAGCCAAUUUAUAUGAUACAUCCAGUAGGUGGAUCCUGUGUUUUUUAUAAAGAUAUUAUUAAUUCAUUAGGAAAUGUAACAGUUUAUGGAUUUGAAUAUCCCGGACUUCAAGAUUCAACAACGAUAGAAUAUCAUUCCAUACAAGAUCUUACUGAAACUUACCUUAAAGAUUUGUUAAGAAAUGAUCCAAGUGGUCCAUAUAAUCUUUUUGGUUCUUCAUUUGGUGGAAUUGUAGCAUAUGAGAUGGGAUGCAAGUUGAUUAAACAAGGAAAAUCCGUAAAUUUAAUUAUGGUAGAUACACCAACUGGUCAAGAUAUUCCAAAGUCAAUGACAAGUGUCGCAGAAACUUUACAUUAUAUUUACUCUAAGACGUAUAAUUUAGAUGAAUUAAUAGGAAUGGAUGAUGAUGAGAAAGCGUUGCAAAUAGUUGUUGAAAAGGCAUCAACAUUAAAUAUAAAACAAAAUCAAAUAAUUCUCCCAGAAAGCUCUGUGAUAACAUCAAUGAUGUUAAAAAGAUAUGUUGAUGUAUUUAAUUUUAAUAUGAAAGCAAUGAGAACAUAUCAAUUACCAAGAUCAGAAAGACCGAUACCAAUCAUAUAUUUCAAAGCAAAGAUAAGAAGAAAAGAUCUAGAUCCUGAAUUCCCAGAAAAAUCUUGGAUUAAAAUACAAGAAAUUAAUGGUGGAAAAUUGGAUUGUAUUGAAUUAGAUGGGGAUCAUAUUAGUGUAAAUUUACAUCCAAUAUGUGAAAAUAUUACUGAUUAUAUCAAACAGUAUUUUAAAUCUAAACAUUCUCAAUGUGUUGAAAGAAAAAUGUAA